This is a messenger RNA of Salarias fasciatus (jewelled blenny), 714 nucleotides long. RefSeq names its product sperm flagellar 1 (gene spef1). The record is from RefSeq and is a predicted model, not a curated record. Gene Ontology annotation, biological process: regulation of cytoskeleton organization. Gene Ontology annotation, cellular component: axoneme. The transcript has 7 exons. Lineage: Eukaryota; Metazoa; Chordata; Actinopteri; Blenniiformes; Blenniidae. Gene Ontology annotation, molecular function: microtubule binding. Bases 1 to 714 code for a protein of 237 amino acids.
AUGGACCGAGAACUGAGCGAAGAGGAGCUGCAGGAUUUGUUCGCAUGGAUAGAUAAAAUUCCUCUGUCGCGACCCAAGAGAAACAUCUCCAGAGACUUCAGCGACGGAGUUAUGGCUGCUGAGGUGGUCAAAUAUUUUUUCCCAAAGCUUGUUGACCUGCACAACUAUAUUCCUGCAAACUCCACACAGCAGAAAGUCAGCAACUGGACCCUCCUCAACAGAAAGGUCUUCUCCAAGCUGGACUUCAACGUGCCUGAAGCGACUGUACGGAAGAUUGCGCUGAGCACCGCAGGAGCAGUGGUGCCUGUACUGAGCGUUCUCAGGGAGAGGAUAGACACAAAACUGGAGGACAACUCUGACAACACACUGGAAUUAAAAUACUAUGACACCAGGAACCAGGAGAAAAACUUUAAAGAUAUUCAUCAGAGUGAAGCGAUGAUUCUGACUCAGCUGGAGGAGAUGAAAAAGCAUGAAAAGAACAGGCAGAAAAUGAGAAAAGAGCAAAGCACUGCCGCUAUUUUCUCAGAUACAGAUCCUGCUUUCAGAGACAUCCUACAGGAAAAAGAGCAAACUGUUAUUGCUCUGCAGGAGACUGUGGAGAUUUUGCAGAUGAAAGUCAGCAGGUUAGAGCAGCUGCUUCACUUGAAGGACAUGAGGAUUGAAGAUCUGAGGCGGCAUCUUGAAGCGUACAAAGCAAGAGGCAACGCAUACUGA